AUGGUGGAGCGUCCGGGGCUUCUGGUGGAGAGGCAUCGGAAAAGAAAAUGGACCCUGUUGAGCCACCUCGUGACAGCUCCUCUUGAGACCUUCCAAGAACUGGCGGACAAGUACAAUUGUCGGCGGCGCAUUUUGCGCAAUCUGCAGGAGAUGGGGUUUGAGCACCCCACGCCCAUUCAGAGGCAGGCGGUGCCGCUGCUGCUGCAGGGGCGGGAGUGUUUCGCCUGUGCGCCCACAGGGUCCGGCAAGACUGUUGCCUUCCUGCUGCCCAUUGUCAUGGCUCUCAAGAGUCACUCCCCAGAUGCGAUCAGAGCAGUGGUCCUGGUGCCAACAAGGGAGCUAGCCCUGCAGAUAUCGCGGGCGCUGAAGCAGCUGGCAGCGGGAACAAAGCUCAGGGCGCGGCUGCUGACCAAAGCCACUGCUGGCUGUGUGGAGCUUAAAGGAGCGGCCUGUGACGUGCUGAUCUCCACUCCUCUCCGGCUAGCCCACCUGGUGGCUGAGAAGAAAGUGGACCUGAGCCGAGUGCAGCACCUAGUACUAGACGAGGCGGACAAGCUCUUCGAGAUGGGCUUUGUGGAGCAGAUCGAUGGGGUCGUGGCGGCAUGCUCCCUGCCCGCUCUCACGCGCUCCCUCUUCUCCGCCACGCUGCCAGAAGCAGUCGAGCAGCUGGCGCGCUCAGUCAUGCAUGACCCCGUUCGGAUCGUUGUGGGCGACAGGAACGCAGCAGCGGAGACGGUGCAGCAGAGGCUGGUAUUUGUGGGCACGGAGGAGGGAAAGCUGCUGGCGAUGCGGCAGCUGCUGCAGCAGGGCGUGCGGCCGCCAGUGCUCAUCUUCGUGCAGAGCAAGGAGCGCGCGCAGCAGCUCUUCUCUGAAUUAUCUUUCGAUGGGUUGAACGUGGAUGUCAUACACGCUGAUAGAUCUGUUGCUCAGAGGGAGCAGGUGGUAGACGCGUUCCGCGAGGGCAAGAUCUGGUUCCUGAUAGCAACAGACCUGAUGGGACGAGGCAUGGACAUCGCAGGGGUGAAUGUGGUGGUGAAUUACGACUGCCCGCAGACCACCGCUGCCUACAUUCACAGGAUAGGUCGCAGUGGCAGGGCGGGGCGGCCAGGCGAGGCAGUGACGUUUUAUACGGAGGAGGAUGAGCCGAACCUGAGAGCCAUAGCCAAUGUGAUGGCGCAGUCUGGCACUGAGGUGCCGGCUUGGAUGAAAUCUCUGCCCAAGAAAAGGCUGCGCAAGCACAGGGAUGGAGAGAAAUCGGUUGCUUUGCCGCCCAAGCGAGCGCCGAUUUCGACGCACCCGGCCGCUCUGGCAAAGGGGGUGAAGCGCCGGAAGGUGGCGUCAAAGAAGGGUGAUCUGUCGUCGUAG
Closterium sp. Yama58-4 is the source of this 1365-nucleotide messenger RNA. The record is from the annotation of a GenBank genome assembly. NCBI's taxonomy places the organism in Eukaryota, Viridiplantae, Streptophyta, Zygnematophyceae, Desmidiales, Closteriaceae.